Messenger RNA from Coregonus clupeaformis (lake whitefish), 2826 nucleotides. It is a transcript of the gene serac1, whose product is annotated as serine active site containing 1. The transcript is spliced from 17 exons. Lineage: Eukaryota; Metazoa; Chordata; Actinopteri; Salmoniformes; Salmonidae. The record is from RefSeq and is a predicted model, not a curated record. The coding region runs from base 113 to 2089 and encodes 658 amino acids.
GCUGUUUUUUAUUUUUUCAUAACACAGCUGACAAAGGUUGGGGUUGAGAGAGAGGAAGCUCUCUACUAGCCCUUCAAAAUACACAAAUUAAAUCUUCGAAAUAAGAGAGAGGAUGUCUGUGGCUGCACUCCGUAUGAUACGCUGCAGGAGGCUGAGCAGCACCACUGGCCCUGGUGUGAAGAAGGUGCUGCCGUGGAGGGACAUCAGGAAAAUUGCAAAGGUGACCGGAGCUGUCAUAUUGGGGGGUUGUGUGUUUAUAACAUACGAGGUGGUUUCCUUGAACCAGGCGGUGAGCAUCGACAUGCAGGCUAUUCAGCAGGAAAAGCUAAAGUCCUACAUCUACCUGUCAGCCACGCCCUCUAAAGAGCAGGAGAACAUUGGCACAGGGCUCACAUAUAAGGCCAGGAGAGAACUUCAUAAAGCAGCAAGGAGGUUUCUGGAAAUUUCCUCAAGGAUUCUUCUGAGGCCUCUGGAUGAGCACCUGAGUCGUAUGGAUGCGGACCCUCAUGAGGUGGCGCUGUGGGUCCUGUUGAAGAGGGCUUGUUCAGCCAAUAGGACCACCAGACUGUCAGCUGUACAGGAGCUGGCCCAGAACCACCACUGGCAAGACUACCAGUACCAGACAGCAGCCCAGGCCAUAGACCAGAGGACGGCAUUGGGUCUGGCCCGCACCUCUCAGGUGGACCAACGCUUCUUCCUGUCUCCGCCUGUUCUGCCUGGGGUGGAAGAUGGGUUGUCUGUAGAGGAUGGUCUGAGGCAGCUGCUGGCGUCUCUCCCCCAGUCUGAGGUGGACCAGUGUGUCCAGUACUUCACCUCACUGGCCCUGAGGGAGAGUACCCAGUCCCUGGCCGCACAGAGGGGGGGUCUGUGGUGUUUUGGGGGGAAUGGAUUGCCCUAUGCCCAAAGCCUCACUUCUGUCCCUACUGAGAAAGUUGAGUCCUUCUGUCUGCAGGCCCUAGUGCAGCACUCCAAGGUCCAGAGUCACUGCGACCACAUCGUGGCCAACGGGGGCCUGCAUCUCCUUCAGAGGGUCUACCAGCUCCGCAGAGACUCCCCGAAGAUCCAGAGGAACAUUGUACGCAUCAUCGGCAACCUGGCUCUCAACGAUAGUGUGCACCCGGCCAUAGUUCAAUCAGGUUGGGUGUCAGUGCUAGCGGAGAUGAUGCAGUCUCCACACAUCAUGCAGGCGUCUCAUGCUGCUCGGGCUCUGGCCAACCUGGACAGGGAGACGGUCAAGGAGAAGUACCAGGAUGGAGUCUACGUGUUACAUCCCCAGUGCCGAACCAGCCAGCCAAUCAAAGCGGAUGUUCUCUUUGUCCACGGGCUCCUGGGGGCGGCCUUUAAGACGUGGCGGCAGCAGGACUGUGACCCUACGGAGGAGAAGGCGGCGGGGGCCAGCGAGGACUACACAGAGUGCUGGCCCAAGUCGUGGUUGGCUGCGGACUGCCCCAACCUGAGGGUUCUAUCUGUGGAGUAUGACACUCACCUGAGUGACUGGAGAGCCAAGUGUCCUGUUGAAAACCAGAGGAUGUCUCUGGCCUAUAGGAGUCGAGAGCUGCUGAAGAAGCUAAAGUCAGCAGGAGUAGGAGACAGGCCUGUGGUCUGGGUUUCACAUAGCAUGGGAGGUUUGCUGGUGAAGAAGAUGCUGUUGGAUGCAUCGAGAGACCCAGACAUGAGAGAACUGAUGAAGAACACCAAGGGCGUCAUGUUCUACAGUGUGCCCCACCACGGCACCUUUAUGGCAGAGUACUCUGUCAACGUCAGAUACCUCCUCUUCCCCUCCGUAGAGGUCCGGGAGCUCUGCAGAGACUCUCCUGCGUUGCGUGACCUGAAUGACAACUUCCUGAACAUGGCCAAGGACAGGGAGUUCAAUGUGCUGAGUUUUGCAGAGACUAUGCCCACCACCAUCGGCCCCAUGAUCAAGAUACUGGUGGUGCCAAUGCAGUCAGCAGAUCUGGGCAUUGGGGACCUGGUCCAGGUGGAUGUGGAUCACCUCAACAUCUGCAAGCCUGAGAAGAAAGACUCGUUCCUCUACAAGCGCAGCCUAAAGUUCAUCCAGGAUGCACUGAAGGGCUACACCAGCCACUGACACCAUCACUGACACCAGCCACUGACACCAGCCACUGACACCAGCCACUGACAUGUCAACAGCUGCUAUGAUGCUUGAAUUGGAAGAGGAAGGGGUACUGCCUCACAGAAACUGCCUCUCUUUGUUGCACAUGUAAAGAAACCAUAGAUUUGAUUAUAGUGUUUUACAAAAAAAGAUAUGUUUUAUGUACGUAUGGAGGAUUUUUGAGAACGUAUUCAUUGGGUUUAUUAUAGAAAAUGGCGCUCCACCUGUUCUCCAGCUAGAUCUCACUUAGCACUUAGCAGAUGAGUUUUAUUUAAAUGAUUUUUUAAAUGAUCUCAACCAUGUUUACAGGUAGUUUAAAGCUGUAAAAAAGACAUUGGAUAUUGACUUUGCUUCUUCUUCCCCUUUGUCCUUGAUCCUGGUCAAGUAGACAUUUUAACAUUCAUACUUACUGUAAUUUAACCAAGAGACACUGUACUACCCUGCACUACAACUCAUUCAUUGAUUACACAGUAUGAAUUCGUGGCUUGAGUGGUGUAUUUUGUAUUUGUAUUUAUUAUGGAUCCCCAAUAGCUGCUGCCAAGGCAGCAGCUACUCUUCCUGGGGGCCAGCAAAAUUAAGGCAGUUAAAAUUUUUUUUUAAACAUUACAAUGCAUUCGCAACAGAUUUCACAAUAUAAUAAGUGUGUGCCCUCAGGCCCCUAUUCUACUCUACUACCACAUAUCCACAACACAAAAGCCAUGUGUAUGUGUGUA